This is a messenger RNA of Monopterus albus (swamp eel), 2293 nucleotides long. RefSeq names its product sushi-repeat containing protein X-linked (gene srpx). Lineage: Eukaryota; Metazoa; Chordata; Actinopteri; Synbranchiformes; Synbranchidae. The transcript has 10 exons. Gene Ontology annotation, biological process: phagolysosome assembly. The record is from RefSeq and is a predicted model, not a curated record. The coding region runs from base 74 to 1426 and encodes 450 amino acids.
AGAACAGGAAUGCGUUGCAAGUUUUCCUCUAAGCUUCCCUCCACGUUGAACAGGGUCCGUCCCGUGUCUCACUAUGGACAUGUGGCCGCUGCUGCUUCUGAUUGUCCAGCUCUGCUUCUGCUGCGGGUAUGAAGGGUCAGGAUAUUAUUCCUACAGAGACGAUGAGGACCGGUAUGAUCAUAGAUAUAAAGGGACACCGUGGUGUGCACCCAUUAAGGUGAAGCAUGGUGAUGUGAGCUGUCGCACACCCAGAGGUGAACACUACGGGAACGUCAUGGGGACUCGCUGUAAAAUCCGCUGUAAGCAAGGAUACGAGGCCCAGAGCUCAGAGGUGGUGUGCAUGGCCAGCAAACACUGGUCGUUGAACUACGCCUGCCGAGAGAUCCGCUGUCCUAAACUGAACAUGCCUGCUAACGGCGGCUACAAGUGUUCAGAUGGCUCCUACUUUAACUCUCGCUGUGAGUUCUUCUGCUCCCCUGGAUUCAGUCUGAAGGGCCAGAAGACAGCAACAUGCCAGCACACCAAGGUGUGGAGCGCUGGAGACCCCACCUGUGUUGAUAUUGAUCCCCCAAAAAUCACGUGUCCUACUCUGAAAGAUAAGUGGGCAGAGCCAGGAAAACUGACAGCGAGGGUGACCUGGGACACACCAGAGGGUGUUGACACUGCAGAUGGAAUCCUUACAGAUGUUAUCCUGAAAGGGAGACCUUCAAAAUCAGACUUCCCAGAGGGGCUUCACAAGAUGGCCUAUACUGUGUUUGACCGUGCAGGGAACAAAGGAUCUUGCCGCUUUACUGUCAGAGUGCGAGUGCGCCGGUGCAGCCCACUGUUCCCCCCAGAUAACGGUUAUGUGAAGUGUGACAGUGACAAAGACAACUACGGUGCCACUUGUCAGUUCACCUGCACCGGUGGUUACGAACUGCAGGGUAGCGCUGCCAGAGUGUGUCAACAUGGACUCACCUGGUCUGGUUCAGACACCACUUGUUCACCCAUGAACAUUAACGUGGGAGUGCGGACGGCUGCUGCACUGCUGGACCAGUUCUAUGAGAAGCGACGGCUCCUCAUUAUCUCGGCCCCAACGGCUGCCAAUCAUAAUUACCGCUUCCAGAUGACUAACUUACAGCAAGCUCAGUGUGGACUGGACCUGAGGCAUGUGACAGUAAUUGAGCUGGUUGGGACUUACCCAGCACAGAUUGGUCGAAUUAGACACAGGCUACUCUCCCCAGCACUGGCCCUGCAGCUCAGGUUACUGCUCCAGAUCCCACAAAGGUCAUUCCAAAUGGUCCUGGUAGACAAGCAGGGCAUGGACAAGCAACGCUACCCGUUCCCUGUCACAGCGGCUGAAUUAUUCACCACCAUAGACACAUUUCCCCUCCGCAAGGAUGAGAUGGUACUACAGCAGGAGGCGGGUCAGACAUGUCAAUCAUAAAACACCCCGGCCUUUCUGUGCACUUCAGCAGACUGACAGCCAUCUUUGAUCCUUUUCCUCCUCAGUCACAGUAGACAGGGCCUACUCAGAUCAUCUGUUUCUAUCCAUAUGUCACACACUCCUACCUGAACUCAUUCAGUCCAAAAGACACAGGACUGAAGGUGAGUGUGUUUGUGUGUCUUAUUGUGUGUCUGUAUCUAUGUGUGUUUGUGUGUGUGCCAUCAAAAGUCUGGAUGUCAGUCAUGGUGCUUCUCUGCAGUAAGCAGAUUUAUUUAACACAUUACUAAAUGGUAAGGGUCAUACAGUAUAUUAUAAUCAUAUUGAUUUCUGUCUUAUUAAUUAUAAAAAAUACAGAUAGAUAUUUUUCAAAGCAGAAAUAUGUUUAACUAUUUUGUAUAAAAAGUAUUUUUACUGUAUGAACUAGGAAACUUUUCACCUGUCUAAUAUUUAUGUCACUUUUCUAAUAACGAUAUACUUUGACACUGUGUGUGCGUUAUGUACAGCGCAUCUUUACAUCCGUGUCUGAAUUUACAAGACACUGAUUAAAUAUGUCUUUUGUGGAGGAUGUGAUCUUUAGUGUGUCAGUGUGCGUGUGAGAGACGUGAUACCAUAUGGGGACAAGUACAGAGAGAAGAUGCACUGCUGUCUACAGCCGAGUACUAAAAUUGUUUUUGCUAAAAUAAUCAAGAAAGUACCACAAAUGUGCACAAAGUUUUCUAGCAUGAAGGGUUGUUGUUUGUCUAACUUCAAGACAUACUUAUUUAUUGGAGACAAACUCUUUGCACUGAUGGAUUUCAAUCCGUGUUCGUGCCCUGGCUGUGGAUGUCCAGAUGCAAAUGUCUCAAAAACUAUUACAGGGAUUGCCAU